Anthostomella pinea is the source of this 183-nucleotide messenger RNA. The record is from the annotation of a GenBank genome assembly. Lineage: Eukaryota; Fungi; Ascomycota; Sordariomycetes; Xylariales; Xylariaceae.
AUGGAAGGCACGCGAGAAGAGCAGACCGGCCAGCACUUUGGAGAGCUGGUUGGCAUUACGGAUCCAGCCCUGCACGCUACGAAACUCCUUCUUACUGAUUUGCAAGAGCUCAAGAAGCACGAGCUCAAACCGCCGCUUGAAAUUGACUUGAUGGUUGAAGAGUAUGACUCCAUAUUCUCCUGA